UUUCAUGAUAGACACGUGACACGUGACUAAGAGUCACUCUCGGUUACUCUAUCAAAUGCUUGAAGACACCAUUUAAACUGGCUACGCGCCUCUGAGGAUGAUAAACGCUUCCCUAAGAGUAACUCUUGAGCCAUGUACGGGUGGUAGUAAAUGAACGAACCUGACAACUUUUUGUUUGACAUUUCGCGAGGUCGGCAUUCCGCCAUUUCUCUGUUGCCGUGCCGUAGUGCGCGUCUGCCUAGCUUCUUUCCGUACCCGUGCCCGAUAACCGGCGAUGGCAUCGCGCAAGCGGAAACCUUUGACUUUGAGGGAAAAGUUGAACAUCCUGGCACUUGUCGACCGGGAUCCUAAACGGAAAAGAAUUGACAUCGCCAAGGACCUCGGACUGCCUGCGUCGACGGUCAACACGGUCGUGUCGAAACGAAAGCAAAUAGAAGAAAACGCCCUGGUCUUCGGUGCAGCGACGAAACAGGCCCGCGGAGCAAAGCACGGAGAGUUGGAGGAUGCACUGCUUAAGUGGUUUAAGCAAGCACGGGCGUCUGGUGUGAACUUCGACGGCAGCAUUCUGCGGGAAAAGGCCAUGGAGAUAGCAGACAUCAUGGGUAUCGAGGAUUUCGCAGCUUCGAACGGCUGGAUGGACCGAUUUCGGGUUCGCCAUGGCAUCUCGUACCGCCAAGUGAAUGGCGAAGCAGCCAGCGUGAAUCCGGCGGAUAUUGAAAACUGGAUUUCAUUGCUUCCGGGCAUUGUGAAUGCCUACGCCCCACGCGACGUCUACAACGCCGAUGAACUUGGCCUGUUUUUCAAGGUGCAACCCACGAAGUCCCUGAGUUUAAAGGGGGAGUCGUGCCACGGCGGGAAGGUCAGCAAGGAUCGAGUAACCGUGCUGCUUUGUUGCAACGAAGAUGGCACGGAAAUGAUCAAGCCGUGGAUGAUCGGGAAGUGGAAGAACCCGACAUGCCUGAAAAACCUUGCUCGGCUUCCUUGCGUGUAUAAGAACAACACCAAGGCUUGGAUGACCUGCAGCCUCUUCGAAGUGUUUCUGCGGUACCUCGACGGCCGACUGGGGUGCAAAGACCGGAAGGGGCUUCUCUUUUUGGACAACUGUUCGGCUCAUCCGAAGGACACGUCGUUCCUGCGCAACCUCCGAGUCGUCUUCCUGCCGGCGAACACGACGAGUCACCUGCAGCCUCUGGAUGCCGGGAUCAUCAAGAACGUGAAGCACCUGUACAGGAAGUGCAUCGUGCGACGCUUCUUGGCUCGCGUCUCCCGAGGCGAGGACCCCGGCAAGCUCACGUUGCUUGAUGCAAUGCAUUACCUCAAUGCAUCGUGGGAAAGCGUGACCAGCGAAACAGUCAAGAACUGUUUCAGGAAGUGCGGGUUUCGGCGUUCGCCAGAAGUGGAGGAGCCCGAGCCCUGUGUGAGCGGUGACCCCGACCCCUGCGAGACUGAAGAUGACAUGGACGAGGAGCUCCGAUCCGCCGGUGCGGAGCUGGCGUUCAGCGAUUUCGUCGCUGUGGACGACGACGUCCCAACGUGCGACCCCCAAACCGUUGCUGACAUCGUGGCGGAGUUGCGACAGGGCCAAGUUACCGGAGACGAGCACGACGUCGACGAGGAUGAGGAUGAGCCAGAAACUCCUCCAAGAGCUACUUUCGCACAGGCGGUCGCUGCACUGGAUGUGCUGCGGAGUUACUUUGCCACAAAAGAUAACCCUGCAGCCGAGGGAGGUCUGCAGACGCUGCAAAAGGAAUUGUUCCUCCCAAAAGGUCAAGGUGCGCGCCAGCAGAAGCUGACGGAUGUUUUCGGUAAAUGA
Ixodes scapularis (black-legged tick) is the source of this 1813-nucleotide messenger RNA. RefSeq names its product tigger transposable element-derived protein 6-like. Lineage: Eukaryota; Metazoa; Arthropoda; Arachnida; Ixodida; Ixodidae. The coding region runs from base 275 to 1813 and encodes 512 amino acids. The record is from RefSeq and is a predicted model, not a curated record. The transcript has a single exon. Gene Ontology annotation, molecular function: DNA binding.